Armigeres subalbatus is the source of this 1419-nucleotide messenger RNA. Its product is annotated as BTB/POZ domain-containing adapter for CUL3-mediated RhoA degradation protein 3. Gene Ontology annotation, biological process: protein homooligomerization. NCBI's taxonomy places the organism in Eukaryota, Metazoa, Arthropoda, Insecta, Diptera, Culicidae. Gene Ontology annotation, molecular function: protein binding. The record is from RefSeq and is a predicted model, not a curated record.
CUUGUUAGGCGAGAUCUUCUAAUGCUCUGUUUUGACAGCGGACGAUUCAUCAUCCAUCAUCAGUUGCUGCCCCUUGGACGGAUUAGGAGGCAGUAGACAACGAAAAUAGUGAAAAUUUGAUCUACAAUUGCUGUACAUUUUAAUUACGAAAUUGGGUAUCAGCUCCGGAUUCGGAUCCAGUGAAGAAUCGUAGUGAAACGCGUGGUUAACCGUAGAUAGUUACAAUCCGCCAAAAUUGAGUCCCACGGGGAAUCUUCCAGGAUGUCGGGUGAUCAAAAAACCCUCAUCAAGGGUAACCCAUCGCAAUAUGUAAAGCUGAAUGUGGGCGGAUCGUUGCACUACACGACAAUCGGGACGCUUUGCAAGCAGGACACCAUGCUCCGGGCCAUGUUUAGCGGUCGAAUGGAAGUACUGACCGAUUCUGAAGGUUGGAUCCUCAUCGACCGUUGCGGCACUCACUUUGGUACGAUUCUCAAUUUCCUACGCGAUGGCAGCGUUGCACUGCCGGAGACCACGAGGGCAAUCGCCGAACUGCUGGCGGAGUCCAAGUAUUACUGCAUCGAUGAACUUGGUGAGGCAUGUGAGAAGGUACUGGCCAAAAAGGAACGCGAAUCACGAGAAUCGGAACCAAUAUGCCGUGUUCCGUUGAUAACCUCGCAAAAGGAAGAGCAGUAUUUGAUAACGACGGCCACCAAACCGGUCGUCAAGUUACUCAUCAACCGUCACAAUAACAAGUACAGCUAUACGAACACGUCUGACGACAAUCUGUUGAAAAAUAUCGAACUAUUCGAUAAACUCUCGCUGCGUUUCAGUGGUCGAGUGUUCUUCAUAAAAGAUGUGAUCGGUUCCAGCGAGAUUUGCUGUUGGUCCUUCUACGGCAAUGAAAAGGUAGCGGAAGUAUGCUGCACGUCCAUCGUGUAUGCAACGGAUAAAAAACACACCAAGGUUGAAUUUCCGGAGGCACGCAUCUUCGAAGAAACCCUCAAUAUUCUACUGUACGAGAACAAGAAUGCUCCGGAUCAGGAGUUGAUGCAGGCCACUUCGCUUCGAGGAGCAGUAGGAGGCAUAUCUUCCUACACCAGCGACGAGGAAGAAGAACGUACCGGUCUGGCUCGAUUGCGCUCCAAUAAACAGAAUAAUCCCACAUGAUUUACACAUCAGCUGGUGCUGAGGAAAAAGUUGUUGCCAAAGAGGAACUGAAGGAAUGAGCCGUUCAAGAUUUUUUUAUCCUUAGUAAAAGUCAGUAGCUGAGAGCAACAUGAUAAUUUUGAUUUUCGUAUUAGUUUGGGGUUGUUGUGUGGAGGAUAAUAGUGUUUUAAUUUGUUUUACUAAGAUAGAUUUUCAGCUUCAACAUCAUAUACUUGUUACAUUCUCGUGAAGUCUAAAUAAAAAUAAUGCCGUUACAAAUAUUAUCAAAAA